This is a messenger RNA of Beta vulgaris subsp. vulgaris (sugar beet), 504 nucleotides long. RefSeq lists its product as hypothetical. The transcript has a single exon. The record is from RefSeq and is a predicted model, not a curated record. The coding region runs from base 1 to 504 and encodes 167 amino acids. NCBI's taxonomy places the organism in Eukaryota, Viridiplantae, Streptophyta, Magnoliopsida, Caryophyllales, Amaranthaceae.
AUGGGAAACUAUGCAUCUUGCGCAUUAUCAACACAAUUUGGUAAAAACAAAUCAGCAAAAGUAAUUUUACCAUCAGGAGAAAUCAAGCAAUUUCAACAAUCAAUUAAAGCUGCAGAACUUAUGCUUGAAAUUCCAAACUAUUUCUUAGUAAAUUCUAAGUCUUUACAAAUUGGGAAGAGAUUUUCAGCUCUUAAUGCAGAUGAAGAUUUAGAGAUGGGAAAUGUUUAUGUUAUGUUUGGAAUGAAGAGGGUAAAUUCCUUUGUUAAUGCAGCUGAUAUGGGUGCUGUUUACCUUGUUGCCAAACGUGGCGCAAGGAAGGUGAGGGUAGUUCCGUCAUACUCUAUUGAAAGUGAUUCACCGGCGCGUGAAGAAGACGCGCCGGAAAUUAAGGCUGAAAUUGAAGAGUUGUUGUCGGAGUUUACUCACCGGAGAUCGGUUUGCCGGUCUAAGAAACCAGUGCUUGAGACUAUUGUUGAAGAGCCUGUUUUUUCAAGGAAACUUUGA